Aspergillus fumigatus Af293 is the source of this 1032-nucleotide messenger RNA. Its product is annotated as MAGE domain-containing protein. Gene Ontology annotation, biological process: DNA repair. The record is from RefSeq and is a predicted model, not a curated record. Lineage: Eukaryota; Fungi; Ascomycota; Eurotiomycetes; Eurotiales; Aspergillaceae. Gene Ontology annotation, cellular component: nucleus.
AUGCCUCUAGUUCGCAAACGCCGAGCUGAACAACAGCUCGAAUCUGACAAUGACGAUGAAGUUUCAACUCAGGUUGCUGGCCUGGUCUCUACAGAGAACGCUCGUCGCCGCCUCAGACGCACGUCAGACUCGGAAAACGAUGACGAUGCCGGCCCGGACGACGCUCGCGCCCCAAGUUCUGAAGAUGUAAUGGUUAAGAAGCUGGUGCGGCUAGCGCUGGCGAGUGAGCUGUCGCGGCAACCGAUUCGCCGGACAGAUAUAAGCACCAAGGUUCUGGGGGAACAGGGCUCCCGCCAAUUUAAAAUCGUCUUCGAGAUGGCGCAGAAGACAUUACGAGAGACGUUUGGGAUGCAAUUGGCCGAAUUGCCGGUGAAGGAGAAGGUGACUAUUCAACAACGAAGAGCCGCCCAAAAAGUCGACAGGCCCUCGUCCACGAACAAGUCCUGGAUUCUUACGAGUACCCUCCCUCUUGCGUACAGAAAGCCUGAGAUUCUUCCACCGACAAGAGCGCCCCUGGAAGGCACCUAUACAGGACUGUAUUCCUUCAUAAUUGCCGUGAUCCUGCUCAAUGGCGGCUCCUUGCCGGAGCAGAAACUCGAGCGCUACCUCAAACGUACCAAUGCUGAUACGUACACGCCCGUCGAUCGUACGGACCGGUUUCUUCAGCGUCUAUGUAAGGAGGGAUAUCUCAUCCGUAAUCGGGAGAUGGAAGGUGGAGAAGAAAUCAUCGAAUACAUGGUCGGGCCGCGAGGGAAGGUCGAGGUGGGUGUUCGGGGGGUGGCUGGGUUAGUGCGGGAAGUUUACGGCCGUCAGGGCAUUGUUGAAGGAAAUGAUUCCACGCCUGCAGAACGAGCGCAGAUGGAGGAAUUCGAGUCACGGCUGGCUCGGAGUCUAGGUAUCAGGCGACCUGAGGCUCGGGUGGCUGAUGAUCAAGACGGGAGUGGAGAUGGCGAAGGUAGUGAGGCAGGGCGAGGUCGAAGACGUCGUGGUGGUGGUUCUGAUGACGAGGCGGACGACGAUAGUGAUGGUUAG